AAAACUGACAAACAUCCCAAACGGGAAUAGCGGAAGCACAGAUAAUCCGGAGACGCGCCUGAGGCUAGCAGGAGCUCUGCGCGGACUUUUGCCUGAGAUCGAUUGAUUUGCUUGAUUGCUGUGCCUUUUUGGAUCGCAGGAUCAACGUCCUCGUUGUUCACACAGUGCCUCCCAGGGCCACAAUUAAGCCAUUGAUAUCUGGUACCAAUCACCUCUGUCGCGAUUAUUCCACUCCCUUUGCGCAAGAUUAUCGCACUCCUUCGUCAAAUCCUUGCGAACGCGGAAGUUUGUUUUUUGUACCGCAAUCGCAUCCUCCACCCACGAGCAUUCGGCAGCCUUGGAUCGCCCUCGAAUUUCUCAAGAAGGCCGGAAUUCGACCGACAGCGUUUUUUCGGCACUGAGCACUCUCGGUUUCGGUUCUGAACGCCCAACUCGCCAGGUGGACGAAAUAACCGGGGAGGAUACCAGAGCUCGUGUCCUUAGAGCAUCGGGAAACCACUUUGUAUCCGACAGUUGCGUCUCAAGGUCUAAUAUAUUCGAGAUAUCUGCGGUCGCGCCAGGCCACGAAGAGGCAGCAUAUUGGAAAGGCGACGUCAAGGGAGAAAAUAAAGGUUGAUCUGGGCUCUGCGAACUUGAUCGGCAAGACGCUGGAUCAGGUGGUUGCGAUUUCGUUGGGUGAGGCCCAAAAUGUCUGGUAGCACCCCACGCACAUCACUUAGAGAGGGCUUGCGACAAGCUCCCAAGGUGAACCAGCCUUUUAUCCCAGACACCGCACCAGUCCGACGGUCCCAUAUUCAUGCCAAUCAAUCCCCACAGCCGAUAGCCAUGUCUCACGCCAAUUCCAACUCGUCGGCCAACCCGAUGAGCCCUCAUAUGACGGGCGAUAACUGGGAUGACCAGAAGGUCCCGUUGUCGAUGCGCGAGGUAGCGACGCCAGGGAAUAGGCCCGGCUUGUUUAUGGACCUACCCGUGAGAGCAAAAACAGCCAAGCUGCCAGAUUUCUAUGAUCCUUAUUUCCCGCUCAAGUAUCUUGAGGUGCCCAAAUCGGACCAUAUCUACAAACGAGCCCAUUAUGGUUUACAAUCUGGAAUCCCCGAUGAGGUCGACUUCGCGUUGUAUCAUCUCGUUCAGAUUUCCAACCAGCGAUGGGAUAAAUUCAAGUUCGAAGGGUUCCCACUACUCGCCGAAACUUUGAUGGAGAAGGCUCUAGACGUCUCCAUAAUUUGCACUGGUGUCAAAUGGGACCUUCAGUACGACUUUCGGGAACCCACCGACCGUGUCAACGCGUUGAAUGCGCUGCAUGGUACGCGCGAUCUGCUCGACAAGAUCAAAAAGAUCCCAGUCACCUUGCCCCGGGAUACACUCGAGACGUACGAGUUCGAUCACUGUCUUCGGAACGUGAAGGAGGCCACCCUCGUUCUGCGGAAUAUGGUUCUGCUGAGAGAGAAUGCAUUCUAUGUGUCUCGAUAUGCCAAGGGGCUUCUGAGGGACUUCCUCGUUAUUCUCAUCAAUCUCCCGGAUCAGCCUCGCCUGAAUGAGAUUCGAAAUGACGCGCUCGACAUCGCAGAGGAGGUUACGAAGUACCUUCGAACCGACCCAGAGGAUCCACUCUGGAUCUCUCUCAUCAAAUGCCUCGACUCAGCGGAUCGUGCUCAUAUUGUCCGUGCACUCUGGGCACUUACUCAUUUCUCGACUGGGCUAGACGAACCCGAUGCCAACCAGGCGUUGGAGCGUACGCCAAAGGAGACUUUGAAACAACUGUACCUGCACACCCUCCUUGACGACGAAGACAUCCUAAGCGGCGCUCUGGAUUUCUGGUACCAAUACACGUUGUCUCGCGAGAACAUUGAGAACAUGAUGGAUAUCUUCAACCUUGCUAUAGUCUUUGUACCACGAAUGAUCGCCUUGUUAACCCACAACGGAAGGCCUGGCAAGAAAGAAACCGUCUUGCAGGAGGAGAAAGUUGCGCCACCCCCAUCGGACAUUCCUCGUGUGCCUCCCGAGCUUCUCAAGGAUCUCAUGGAGCUGCCAGAGCCCGAACGAAGCUCUCGCUGGCUGCGGUGCUGUUUCGUCGAGGACCCAGAGUGCGAGAUAACGCAGAUCGCCUUGUGGCAGGCGUAUCAGAGCCGGUUUGUAGACCCUCGAGUCCAAGGCGGUGGUGUCCUACCAGCAGCGGAAUUUAUCAAAAACGUGAGCACGACGUUCACCAACGCCCAGGCCCAGGUGAUCAACGGGCCUGGUAACGCAACGCGGUUUAUCAUCAAGGGGAUCCGGCCAUUGGAGACAGCCUACUCCUUCCAGGGCUUCCCCUAUAUCUAUUGCAAAUGGACGGAUAAUUCCAAGCCGUCCAAGACAUGUCAGCGCGCGUUUACUACGCCGACGGAUCUCCGCAAUCACGUGUUCGGAGACCACAUGAAGCUGGCAACAACUGACACGCCUGGCCACUAUAAUCUGGACAAGGCAGACUCGGCCGUUCAUACCUGCAUGUGGGACAACUGUACGAAGUUCAGAUCGUCCGGACCUAGUGACAACACUGCCAUGGUCGCUGGCCACGUCUCGUCGCACUUGCCAGAGGAUCGUCCCGAGGGUGCGGAUGCGCCGGUCUCGAAACGUGCGGUUCUGCAGGAGCGCAUCGUUCGCAAGUGGUUUUACCUAGACACACCGGUCAGCGAGCACGGGGAGCCAGUUGGGGUGGCAUACAAGGCCUCAUUGGUGCUACGCAAUCUUGCCAAAAACCUUCCCAACGGCAUUGCUCCCAAUGCGGACGGCCUGCCCUGGAAGAAGGCUGUCUUCCUCAGCCACCGUCCGAAGAUCGUGGAGGUCUGGGACCGCAACCGGCCGCUUCGCAAAGAACUCACCGAGUUAAUCAUGAUAAUCGAGAAGGAGGAUUACUAUUGAUAACAAACAUUCUGUUGUCAGACGACGAAAGUUCAGCCAGCUCUUUUAUCUCUCCCUCUUCCCCAUCUCUCAAUCUUCCUCUUCGUCCCCGUCACACAACGUUCUCCACUGUAUAAAUACCCUGGCUUUCCUCUAGUCUUCUUUUCUCAAAGUUUUACGGUGUCACUUUUCUUAUUUUAUCAUUUCUUUUUCUUUUCAUUUUCCUUUCCCUUUCUUUCCUCUUUAUAAAUCUACAACAUCCAUCACUCGUGCAGAAACUGCGGUGUGGGAUGGAGUGAAGCAUUCGAUAAUCGGGGGUUGGACACGGCUAUCUGCUUACAGGCGUCUGGAUCACGAGGUAGAAAUGGAGAUCGGUGUCGCUUUUCCUCCUUUUUUUCCUUCUUAGUCUUAAUUUUACAAGUGCUACUACAACAUGC
Molecule: messenger RNA, 3314 nt
Organism: Aspergillus candidus
Lineage: Eukaryota; Fungi; Ascomycota; Eurotiomycetes; Eurotiales; Aspergillaceae
Product: putative chromatin remodeling complex subunit (Rsc9)
Exons: 3
Coding region: 688-2898 (736 amino acids)
Biological process (GO): regulation of DNA-templated transcription
Molecular function (GO): DNA binding
Source: RefSeq, a predicted model, not a curated record